This is a messenger RNA of Rhodotorula toruloides NP11, 1197 nucleotides long. RefSeq lists its product as uncharacterized. The transcript is spliced from 5 exons. The record is from RefSeq and is a predicted model, not a curated record. NCBI's taxonomy places the organism in Eukaryota, Fungi, Basidiomycota, Microbotryomycetes, Sporidiobolales, Sporidiobolaceae. The coding region runs from base 1 to 1197 and encodes 398 amino acids.
AUGGCGACGCCGACCGCGAUGGCGCUGCGUGUGCGCAACUUUGCACAGUCCAACACGUCAGCGACGGGCAUCACCGUCGCACUCCAGCAGCAGGCGACGACGACGACGACGAGCUCUGCCUCGGCAUCAUCCACUUCGAACACGAGUUAUGGUUCGGCCGGGAGCUACUGGGGCGACGGGAACGGCACCUUCUCCAACAGCUGGGUGACCUGGGUCUCCAUCAUCAUCCUUGCAGGCGUCGUCGUCGCACUCCUUGCGUCCCGCUUCUUCUACAUCCGACGCUACUACCCGCCAACCCUCCGGUCCUACUUCAUCCCCGCCAAAGGCAUCCGCAUCCGCCGACUCGGGAUCUACAUCCGUGGUCCGCCCGAACGAAUCCCUCGCGAACCUCCUCCCUCGUACGACAUCGCUGCAAACGGUGGACGACGACGCCGCCGACGCGGGCGGCAGACGGUUGGCGAGACGGUUGGCGAUGGUGGAGUGCGAUUGGGCGAGAGGGACGUCGAUGAUGGAUGGGACGACUUGGACCUUGUGGAGCGCGGUGCGAGGCCGGUAGACGAGUUGCCGCGUUAUACGGCGGAGAACGGCCUGCCGAUGUACACGGUUGGGGACGGGUCGGCGUCGGAGGAGGCGGAGCGGAUACGUGCGAGGGCGCUGGCGGACGGGUUGGAGGACGUUCUCCCCACUGCAGCAGAGUACGAAGCUGCCUCGCGCGGUCAGCGAGACGGAGCCGUCACCCGCACCGAGGCAGACUCGACGCCCGCAUACCCUCCUGUCGCUCACCUUCCCGACUCGCGAAGACCGCCUCUCAAUCCUCGUACGACAACAGCCCGCUCGUCGCUCCUCCUCUCGGCAUUCACGCGUCGCGCACCUUCGCCUGCUCCGUCUACCUCUUCCGCCGCACCCCUCCACUCGCCCUCUGCACCGCGUGCGCACGACUACCCUCCUCGACCCUCGACUUCCUCCGACACGCUCGACGCCCCAGCUCACCCUACCAGCACACUCCGCCGCUCCGCAUCAAGCACGACGUCGACUUCUACAUCUGGAUCGUCCAGCUCGUCCGACGCCGGCAAGACAGGCGAGGAGCGGAAGAAGGAGCGUGGCGAGGACGCGGCGGUUGGUGGGGAGGCGAGCUCGUCGACGCUCAAGUUGGAGGCGAAAGACGAGCGGCGGGAGGGAGACGGGGAUGCACAGUGA